Vigna umbellata (rice bean) is the source of this 918-nucleotide messenger RNA. The record is from RefSeq and is a predicted model, not a curated record. NCBI's taxonomy places the organism in Eukaryota, Viridiplantae, Streptophyta, Magnoliopsida, Fabales, Fabaceae.
AUGGCCCCUAGACUCCCUCCUCCACCACAACCCAAUGAACCAGAUGCGCCCAACCACGCAAGGUUGUUGGAGACGGUCAUUGAGAGACUUCAACAACAAAAUACUGUAUUAAUGGAGCAGAACGCUGCUGCAUUACAAAGUUUAGAGGCCGCUCGUGCCAACUCUGAGGCGACCCAGCGGCAACUGAUGGAAAUUAUUGUUGCCACCAGAGGUACGCCAGGAGCGUCUUCUUCCAACGCUUCCCAACAUACUGAGUGGAGCUUGGAAAGCUUCCUUCAGCACCAUCCUGCAAAGUUUAGUGGAAAAUGCCUUCCUGAUGAGGCGGACCAGUGGCUGAGUGAUAUGGAACGUAUCUACAAUGCUAAGAGGUGUCCGGAUGACAACCGGUUGGCCUUUACAGAAUACUUGCUGACUGGAGAAGCUAGUCACUGGUGGACGAGCAUGAAAGCUAUUUUAACGGACGCUCAGAGUCCCAUUACUUGGGCGGUUUUCAGGAGUAAGUUCUAUGAGGAAUACUUCCCAGACAACGUUCGUUACGCUAAGGAAGUUGAGUUCCUUCAACUGGUGCAAGGAGCGAAAUCUGUGUCGGAGUAUACCAACACUUUCAAACAUCUGUUGAGGUUCAAUACCAUGGCGACCAGUGAGGAGUGGCAGUGUAGAAAGUUUGAAAACGGGCUGAGGAGUGAUCUGAAGGUGUUAAUCUCCAGCUUAUGUAUUCGGUCAUUCCCUUCAAUGGUCGAGAGGGCCAAAGUAUUGGAGAAAAACAUGGCUGAAGUCGAACAGCAGAAGAAACAACAAGCAACCAGGGGACCGAUUCUAACGAGAACAAAUCUGAAUCGGAAUAGGACUCCGUACGCUCGUCCAGUGCAGUCAAGUGGGUCUCAGGCGAUGGUUGUUGCUGGACAGUCUGGACAGUAG